Lemur catta (Ring-tailed lemur) is the source of this 5633-nucleotide messenger RNA. Its product is annotated as phosphatidylinositol 3-kinase regulatory subunit gamma. The transcript is spliced from 10 exons. The coding region runs from base 709 to 2094 and encodes 461 amino acids. NCBI's taxonomy places the organism in Eukaryota, Metazoa, Chordata, Mammalia, Primates, Lemuridae. Gene Ontology annotation, cellular component: phosphatidylinositol 3-kinase complex. Gene Ontology annotation, biological process: insulin receptor signaling pathway; phosphatidylinositol phosphate biosynthetic process. Gene Ontology annotation, molecular function: 1-phosphatidylinositol-3-kinase regulator activity. The record is from RefSeq and is a predicted model, not a curated record.
GUGGCUGGAGUCAGGGCAGAGCGUGAGCGGAGCCGGUGCCGGCGGGGCUGCUUACACCCCGGCGGGAGCGCACAGCCGAGCCGAGCUGACUGGACUCGCCGACGGGCCCCAAUCCCAAGGCUGCGGCAGCUUCGUUUCCGAGCCCGACCGGAACGGAGUCCAAGUCCCGGUCCCUGCGGGGAUCGCUUUUUGCAGACUAGUGGGACCCCGAAACUUGAACUCAAUCCCUAACCCCCUUUUUAUGCCUUCCUUUGUCACUUCCCCGGCUUUAACCCAACGUGUUUUUUUCUCCUCCCUUCAUCCCCCCCCCGCUUUUCAUUCUCCCUCUUCCGAAGGACACAAAAGUGGCUUCCGCGGAAAGAUUUGGAGGCGGUGGGAGCUUUUCUCUUUGGAUAGCGACUGUGUAGAAAGGAUUUUGGGGAACCGCUUUUAACAGCUCUGCCGACUGUCCCCCAAGCCUCUCUGUACCCCUCCGAGGACAACCCUUAUCUUGAAAGUUCGGGGGGCAUUUUGUUGGGUGCUGUAGGAGAGAGGAGGAGGACCCUGUCCUCGUCCUGGUAGUUGACUGGACUUGUAUCGGCCGUUGGAAAUCCCGAAGUACAUUUCCGUGUGGAACUUUUACAGAUCUAUAUUUUUAGAUUUUAAAUACCAGAUAAAAAAUAUAUAUGCUCUCUAUAUAUUUCCUGACGGCCUGCCCCUGACAGCGCGAUGUACAAUACAGUGUGGAGUAUGGACCGCGAUGACGCAGACUGGAGGGAGGUGAUGAUGCCCUAUUCGACAGAACUGAUAUUUUAUAUUGAAAUGGAUCCUCCAGCUCUUCCACCAAAGCCACCUAAGCCAAUGACGUCAGCAGUUACAAAUGGAAUGAAGGACAGUUCUAUUUCUCUUCAGGAUGCAGAAUGGUACUGGGGAGAUAUUUCAAGGGAGGAGGUGAAUGACAAGUUACGGGACAUGCCCGAUGGUACCUUCUUGGUUCGAGAUGCAUCAACAAAAAUGCAGGGAGAUUAUACUUUGACUUUGCGGAAGGGAGGCAAUAAUAAGUUAAUAAAGAUCUAUCAUCGGGAUGGUAAAUAUGGCUUUUCUGAUCCUCUGACAUUUAAUUCUGUGGUGGAGCUCAUUAACCACUAUCAUCAUGAAUCUCUUGCUCAGUACAAUCCCAAACUUGAUGUGAAGCUGACAUACCCAGUGUCCAGAUACCAACAGGAUCAGUUGGUAAAAGAAGAUAACAUUGACGCAGUAGGUAAAAAACUGCAAGAGUACCACUCUCAGUAUCAGGAUAAGAGUAAAGAGUAUGAUAGGCUAUAUGAAGAAUAUACCAGAACAUCCCAGGAAAUACAGAUGAAGAGGACUGCAAUUGAAGCUUUUAAUGAAACAAUUAAAAUAUUUGAGGAACAGUGUCACACACAAGAACAACACAGCAAAGAAUAUAUUGAGCGAUUUCGCAGAGAGGGGAAUGAAAAGGAGAUUGAACGAAUUAUGAUGAAUUAUGAUAAAUUGAAAUCCCGUCUGGGUGAGAUUCAUGAUAGCAAAAUGCGUCUAGAGCAGGAUUUGAAGAAACAAGCUUUGGAUAACCGAGAAAUAGAUAAAAAAAUGAAUAGUAUCAAACCUGACCUGAUACAGCUGCGCAAGAUCCGAGAUCAGCACCUUGUAUGGCUCAAUCACAAAGGAGUGAGACAGAAGCGCCUGAAUGCGUGGCUGGGAAUCAAGAAUGAGGAUGCUGAUGAGAACUAUUUUAUCAAUGAGGAAGAUGAAAACCUGCCCCAUUAUGAUGAGAAAACCUGGUUUGUGGAGGAUAUCAAUCGAGUUCAAGCAGAGGAUUUGCUUUACGGGAAACCUGAUGGUGCAUUCUUAAUUCGUGAGAGCAGCAAGAAAGGAUGCUAUGCUUGCUCUGUGGUUGCCGACGGGGAAGUGAAGCACUGUGUGAUCUACAGCACUGCUCGGGGCUAUGGCUUUGCAGAGCCCUACAACCUGUACAGCUCUCUGAAAGAGCUGGUGCUCCAUUACCAGCAGACAUCCCUGGUUCAGCACAACGACUCCCUCAACGUCAGGCUUGCCUACCCUGUCUAUGCACAGAUGCCCUCGCUCUGCAGAUAAAGAGGAAGUGGGGAGAGAGGUGGCUCUUUAGCAUUGUUUUUCUACAGUUUUUAUUAGACUACGAUGAGGGCAUUCUUUCUACGUAGACUGCUUGUUUUGCACAAGAUGUGAUUCUGUGAAUGUGAAGUGGAGAGGCCGAGCAGCCGCUGGCCUGGAUGGGGGCAUUAGGGGCCUGGGUUCUCUGCGACUCAGCAGUGCCACUGCACUGACUUACUAAGCUGGAAGCAGAUGUUUUUGGGAAAGUCUAUUUCAUUGGGGUUUUUGUUUUGUUUAGCCAGGGACGCUCAACAGAACUGACUAGGCUUGAUGGGGGCUGGGGAUGGGGGAUGUAUUUGGAAGCCUUUGAAGAGUCCAUGUCCUCUUUUGGUCUUUAACUCUGAGAAUGCAGCAGGGGCCUGGCUCUGUUGGGAGUUUUGUUUUGCUCUGGCAGUCUCUCUUCCUUCCCCUCCCCAAAAAAGUCUGUUUGGGUUCUGUGGCAGAAUGGGAUUUGGUGGAAAGACAACCAAAGGAAAAUGGGGAGGCUUGGGAUUUCAUUUAAAGAAUCUAAGGUGGUAAAAAACCUUCAAGUGAAGGUACUUUAUUUUACUAACAUAAUUUAGAAUUCAGCAUCUCACAUGUUCCUCCCUUUAGAGAAGCAUUAUGUUCAGAAACCAACAAAACAAAGUUUGUUGCCAGACCAAGGUUUGAUGGGAGAAGACAGCACUAGUAGCUGAAUGUAUACUUCUGUACCAAAACUUGAAAAUAAAAACAAAACUAGAAUUUGUGAGUUUUAGUAAACACUAAAAUUGGUCAGUGUAACCCCUUCUGUCCUAUCCUUGUUUCUUGGAGAUGAAGAAUAGCAUUCUUUUUGUGGGGAUGGUGAGCUUUGAGUCUUAACAUGAAGUUGGUGCUUGUGUGGUGUUUCCUUAGCCUAAAGAACGGUAUGUUGUUUGAAACCUUUGUAACUUGUUUGUAUGAGUAAAGGUGCAAUCCAGUGCUUUUAGAUGGCUUGAUAUACCAAAUAAUGAUAUAGAACAACAUUCUUAAUUUGUGCUUCCCAAAGUUUAAAGGCCCUGCAGAAGCAGUAAAAUGGUUUUAUUUCCCUUCAUCUCCCCCUCCUUUGCUGGGUAAGGUUUAGGGAGCCAUAGAUGGCUAAGGAGGGGAGUCAGAUUGUGGUCAGGGACCUCAGUAAAUCACAGACCCAGGGGCCCUGGUGUCCAGGGUGAGGGUCAUACCACAUUAUACAUGUGCUUCCAUACAGUGAUUUCUGAAGCUUUUGUAGGGAGAAAAGAUGGCUUACAGAGUUUAGACUGUUGGUAGAAGCCAUCCGGAAGCUUUUUCUUCUUGCCUUUUUUGUGAUCCUGCCAUUAAGGCAAUGUGCACAGUCUGCCCUCAUGCUCCAGUGGCCUUGAUUUUAGGCCAGGAAUCUUCUGCUCCAUGUGGCUUAAGCCUUACAGCUGAGUGAAGCUAGCCGAAUGGAAUGGGCGUGGGGGAGCAGGCAUCUACUCCUGCCUCUAUUAUGCCCCACACCCAUCAGUCAACACUCAUUUGACAAAGUCCAGCUGCCUCUGAGCCAAUCCUGGGACCGUACUAGGCUCAGAGCAAGUCAGCUGUUUGAGCCCAAAGUUGUGCAGUCAGACAUCCUGGCUGAGCUAGAGAAGCCAGUACUGGGGUCUUGGUUCAUAAGUCUUACAGCUAGGAAAGCUCUAGUUUUGGGGGUGAAAGAAAAAUAUUACCUUCUCUAAGCACUUACCUGGGUGAGGGUCUAAAAUAUGGACCAUGAUGUAGACAUUGACAAAAAAUUUUGGAAAAACCUCCAGUUAACUAGCGAUGAGGAUAGGAAGGAAAGUGCUUACCUUUGGCUUUUCCUUGGCUAUCUUGCAGUUUCAAGAUUGGAUGAGAUAGAGAUAAAUGAACCGCCCUCAAAUGUCACUGUUCUGACUUAAGCCCUUGGCUAACAGCCAUCACACCCCUUCCCCACACUGCCAGACUGAAAUCUUACUGAAAGUUUUCCUGAGCAAUGCCAGGCUAAUUGCUGCUGGGCACACCUGGAUGCUUUGCACCUGGUGUCGAACCUGGUUAAGCAGUGGAUGCUCACGAUUAGGUCCAAGGAAUCCCUUCUAUCUGGUACUAAAAUUUUAGUGUGUUCUUUUAAAAUAAAUCAAAUGGGUAUAUGGAUAUGCGCUUGUGGUGUUGAACAAUGUGUCUGUUCCUUUUUGGGCAGACAUUGAGGGUGUGCAAAGAGAGAGCGAGUGCCAUCUAAUUACCCACAUUUGGGCUGGCUUGCGAAGGGCUGCUUUUCUUCAGUCCUACAUUCCUUCACUUUCAUUUCUGUUUUUCAUUCUUGAAUUCAUAGCUUUGUGGGAUCUAAGACCCAGGGAUCAUUUGAGAAAUGGAAAAUAUCUUUUCUGACCAGUUGCCAUAUGACUUGUUUGAUCCUGAGCCAGUGGAAACGGCAGAGGGACAGUCUACCAACCACUGGGCCUGGUGUGCGUGGAGGGGUGGUACGCUUCUCCUUCACUCCGUGGCUUGGGAGCAGAUUGUGGCCUUCAUUAGUCUAGCUCUGUAUCCUGUCCCAUCACCUGGGCCCUGGGACUAGCUCUCUUGGCAUCUUAACUGCAGUCUCACAGAGGAAGAGGGUAAAGAGACAGACCAAGACCAGAGGGGCUUGGUUUUUCUCUCCUGGCUAGAGAAGCUAGCCAGCAACAUGAAAGCAGUGUGGGGCUGGCUGGACACGGGCCCUAGGCUCAUCUUUUCCAGGUGGAACUUUCAUUACAGAACAAUGCUCUGUCUCCACCUGGCCAAAGAUGUCAAACCUUGGCCAUGGUUCAGGCCUGGAUAGGCUGCCUGUGUCCUAACCACUAAUCUGACCAAGGAUGAGGACUUCACACUUCCACUCCUCCCUCUCCAAACCUUGAUGGGAUCUCCUACUUUAGACCUCAUGUGCUCAGAAACAGCUCUGAAAGUCAGUGUGGUAUCUUCUGUGGGUCUCCUCUUCUUGCUGCAAGGAACCAGCCCCAUGUUUUCUCUUGAACCAAGAGUUGCAUCUGGGCAAUUCCUGGUUUCUAAGGUGGUCUCUGUUGCCAGUUAAGACCCUAGAGUAGGCCUCUGUGAGGCUUCAAUGGCUUCAGAAAACAGAGGGUCCAGAUGGGUCCUCUGCUGCCAGCUGCUCAGCCUUGCUUUAGCUCUAGCCACUUGUGACAACCUUGUUUCCUUACAAGUUCCAGCAUGUGACUUUGGUGCCCUGUUGUUAUGUGUGAAAAACCUAUUCUGUUGUCUUUGAUGUAGUCAAAAAAAUUCAUGUAGUUUACGUAAAAAUAUCUGAUUCACAAGGAAGCCAACUGUAUGUCGUGUUGGGACAGUUCAUAAUGUAGUUCCUAGGCCACUUUUGCAAAUUGUUCUUGUCACCAGAUGUGUUCAGACAUUGCUGUGCAGUUGUGGGGGAGGGUGGGGGGAAGGUGAGGGGAGAUACUUUUUGGUCUUUUUGUUUUUAACCUUCCCCAAGAGGGGACAGUCUGGCCAACUUGCUCCAGUAAUGCAAUAAAGACAUUGCAAUAAAG